AUGAAGCACCGACAGUACCAGUGUCCGGUGCUGAAGAGAAAGCGAGCGAGUGAGCGCAAGGAAGGAGGCCAUGGAAAAGGGGGUAAGGGGCUAGGAAGAAGCUUGCCACAAGGACAAGGGGGAGUGGCAAUCAGAGCACCUUCAGUGGCAGCAGCCCAGCCCGUGGGAACGGGAGUAAAUGGAGGUGCUGUGAUUCAGCAACCCAUAAUGCCACAGACGUCGGUUUACACAUCGGGCCCAGCGAUGGCCUAUGGUGACCCAGGCAUGGCAGGGACAGUCCUUCCAGUAGCAACCUUAGCGACAGCUAGUGUUGAUUAA
This is a messenger RNA of Sphaeroforma arctica JP610, 318 nucleotides long. RefSeq lists its product as hypothetical. Lineage: Eukaryota; Ichthyosporea; Ichthyophonida. The transcript has 2 exons. The record is from RefSeq and is a predicted model, not a curated record. Bases 1 to 318 code for a protein of 105 amino acids.